Stegodyphus dumicola is the source of this 863-nucleotide messenger RNA. It is a transcript of the gene fidipidine, whose product is annotated as coiled-coil domain-containing protein 93. Lineage: Eukaryota; Metazoa; Arthropoda; Arachnida; Araneae; Eresidae. Gene Ontology annotation, biological process: Golgi to plasma membrane transport. The record is from RefSeq and is a predicted model, not a curated record.
UUAUCUUCCGCUUACCAUCUGGCAAUGUUGUCAUAAUGAAAUAAUGGCAGCUUCCGUCGUGGGCGUGAUUCGUUCAAAAAACAAUCCGCCGAAAUUACCGCCUUUGCCCGAUUUUGAAAGCUUUAACAAUAAAUCUAUGAACGUGGAAGUACGAGAAGAUGAAGAACAAGAAAGAAAAUUACAGGAAAUUAUAGAACUCCUGUUAGCAGCAGGCUAUUUUCGAGCAAGAAUUAAGGGACUUUCACCUUUUGAUAAAGUUGUUGGUGGUAUGACAUGGUGUAUAGAAGUUUGCAAUUUUGAUAUCGAUGUGGAUCUUCUUUUUCAAGAAAAUCUUACCAUUGGACAAAAAAUAGCUUUGACAGAAAAAAUUGUAGCUGUACUCCCCAAAAUGAAGUGCCCACACCGUAUCGAGCCACAUCAAAUUCAGGGAUUUGAUUUUAUCCAUAUAUUUCCUGUGAUUCAAUGGCUUGUAAAAAGAGCAAUAGAAACUAGAGAGGAAAUGAAUGAUUAUAUUAGAGCUUUUUCUGUUUCCCAGUUUCAUAAAAGUUAUGAAAUGCCUGAGGAUCUUGCUUUAAGGUUAACGAAAGAGAAAAUGAUUGUCGCUUACAAGGAAAUUAAGGAUGUUUACCGACCUCAAAGGCUUUUCCGACAUCACGCUCCUCAUAAAUUAAAAGAUGAAGAAAUUCGAGUUCAAACAACACUGUUAGAAUAUGGAAAGAAAUUUGGAAGCACAAAAAUUGCUGAAAGCAAAGAGGAAGAUCAGUCUGGUGAAGUUCAAGCAGGUAUACAAAAAGCAGCUGAGGAAGAGAAUCGGAUUCAGAAUUUGAUGAAAAGCAUGUCUAUUGCAAAUGAGCAUGAGGUUA